AUGAGUGACACUGUUGAAAGUUCUUCAGACCCCGCAGUCAAACCAUUGGAAGAUGAACAACAACUUCCAAAUGAUGAUUUAAAUGAACUGGAUUUUGAUCAUGAAGAUAAGGAUCAAGAAUCUGAACCUAUGGAAAAACAAUCUUCUGAAGUUAAUGGUGCUGCAAAUAAUACUGCUAAUGAAGAUUUAAAUGAGACAACAAAUAAAGUUAAAUCAGAAACUGAUCUAGGAGGUAAUCCACCAUCAGAUGAAGAGAAUUUUGUCCAAAAUGUUAAUGAAGAAGAACGUACUAGAGUUACUAAUAAUGCAGAGGCUUCAAAUGCUCCUGUUACAAAUGAAGCACAAGAACAAUCUAAUGAUAAUGAUAAUAAUAAUGUUGCAUCAGAUAAUAAUAAGAGACCUCGUGACGAUAGUACUCAAGAGGAAGGGGGAGAAAAAGUUAAUGAAGAUUUAGGACAAUAUGAUGAAGACGAUUUUGAUGAAGAUGAUGAUGAAGAGGAAGAAGAAGAAGGUCCACAAAAGAAACGCCGUCGUGAAAGAAAUAGAUUCUUGGAUAUUGAAGCUGAAGUCAGUGACGAUGAUGAAGACGAUGAUGAAGAAGAAGAAUCAGAAUUGGUCCGUGAAGGUUUUAUUACUCGUGGUGAUGAAGAAAACGAAGAAGGUACCACAGGUGGAAGAGAUGACAGAUUACAUAGACAAUUGGACCAACAUUUAAAUAAAAGUUCUGAACAAGAUGCUCAACAAUUAGCUAAAGAAUUGAGAGAACGUUACGGUAGAAGUAGUUCCAAACAAUAUCGUGCUGCUACCCAAGACGGUUACGUUCCCCAAAGAUUCUUGUUGCCUAGUGUUGAUACUGGUACUAUUUGGGGUGUCCGUGUUAGACCUGGUAAAGAGAAAGAAUUAGUUCGUAAAUUAUUAAAAAAGAAAUUUAAUUUAGACAGAGCUAUGGGUAAGAAGAAAUUAAAGAUUUUAUCGAUUUUCCAAAGAGAUAACUAUACCGGUAGAAUUUAUAUCGAAGCCCCAAAACAAUCUGUGAUUGAAAAAUUUUGUAAUGGUAUCCCAGAUAUUUUUAUUACUCAAAAAAUUUUAAUUCCAGUUCAAGAAUUACCACUGCUAUUAAAGCCAAGUAAAUCUGACGAUGUCAGCUUAGAAGAAGGAAGCUACGUUAGAAUAAAAAGAGGUAUCUAUAAGGGUGACUUAGCUGUUGUGGAUCAAAUUAGUGAAAAUAAUUUAGAAGUGAUGUUGAAAAUCGUGCCUCGUUUAGAUUAUGGGAAGUUUGAUGAAAUUGAUCCAGUCACUAACCAACGUAAACCAAGAAGAACAACAUUCGCUACUAGAUCACCUCCUCAGCUAUUCAACCCAACUAUGGCUUUAAGAUUGGAUCAAGCUAAUUUAUAUAAGAGAGAUGACCACCAUUUCACUUAUAAAAAUGAAGAUUAUAUUGAUGGUUAUUUAUACAAAUCUUAUAAAAUUCAACAUAUUGAAGCAAAGAAUAUUCAACCAACAGUUGAGGAAUUAGCACGUUUUGGCUCUAAAGAUGGUAAUGUUGAUUUAACUAGUAUAUCACAAGCAAUUAAAAAGGCACAAGCUGCUCGUGUAACAUUUCAAGCAGGUGAUAGCGUUGAAAUAUUGAAUGGUGAACAACGUGGCUCAAAGGGUAUUGUUACCAAGACUACUACAGAAAUUGCUACUGUUAAAAUCCCUGAAUUUUCUAGUGCAUUAGAAUUCCCAAUUUCAUUGUUAAGAAAAAUAUUCAAACCUGGUGAUCAUGUUACCGUUGUUGAUGGUGAUCAUCAAGGUGAUGCUGGUUUAGUCUUACUAGUAAAAAAGGGCCAAGUAACUUUUAUGUCAAACCAAACUAAAGAAGAAGUAACUAUUACGGCCAACAAUUUAUCUAAAUCUAUCGAUUCUACCCCAACUUCAAGCGAAUAUGCCUUGUAUGAUAUGGUUGAACUGAGUGCUAAAAAUGUAGCAUGUAUCAUCCAAGCAGGUCAUGAUAUUUUCAAAGUAAUUGAUGAUACAGGUAAAGUUUCAACAAUAACUAAAGGUUCCAUAUUAAAUAAGAUUAAUACAGCACGUACAAAGGUCACCACCGUUGAUAAUAAUGGUAAUGAAAUCAAAAUUGGGGAUACUGUAGUUGAAAAAUUGGGUGCCCGUAGAGAGGGUCAAGUUUUAUACAUUGAAACUCAAAAUAUUUUUGUAAUGUCCAAAAAAAUUAUUGAAAAUGCAGGUGUAUUUAUUGUAAAUCAACUAAAUAUUGAAGCUGUUUCCUCCAAAGAUAGUAACAUGUUAUCAACAAAAAUAGAUUUAUCAAGAUUGAACCCUGAUGUAAUGGCAUCUAUGAAACCUCCGGGACAAGGUAUGAGACCAGUUUCACAACAACAAGGCCGUGUAGGUCGUGAGGUUGCCUUCGGUAAAACUGUUAGAAUACGUGCUGCGGGAUAUAAAGGCCAGUUAGGUAUUGUUAAAGAUGUUAAUGGUGAUAAAGCUACGGUAGAAUUACAUUCUAAGAAUAAACAUAUCACUGUGGAUAAACGUAAGUUAACCUAUUAUAAUCGUGAAGGUGGUGAAGGUAUAACUUACGAUGAAUUAGUUAGCAGAAGAGGUAGAGUUCCACAAGCUAGAAUGGGACCAUCAUAUGUUAGCGCUCCAAGAAGUAUGGCUGCUGGGGGGCCACUUCCACCAGUCUCACAGCAUCAAGCUGGUGGUAUGACACCAGGCUGGAGCAACAUGGAUGGUGGUAAAACACCUGCCGUAAAUUCUAAUGGACCUGGUGGGUCAGGCGGUGCCUCUGCUUGGGGGAAUGCUUCCUCAUGGGGUGGUGCUUCUACUUGGGGUGGCCAAGGUUCAGGCUCUGCCUCCGCAUGGGGUGGUCAAGGUUCUGGAGCUACUUCAACAUGGGGCGGUGCAUCAUCUUGGGGCAACAAAUCAAGUUGGGGAGGUGCUUCAACAUGGGCUUCCGGUGGUGACUCUAAUGGUAGCAUGUCUACUUGGGGUGGUGAUAGAUCAUCUUACGGUGGUACUUCAACUUGGGGAGGUGGUGCAAGAGAUGGUGGUGCAUCAACAUGGGCAAAUGGUAACAAAUCAGCAAAAGGUAAGGGUAGUGGAUCUACCUGGGGAGGAAAUCAAGAGGGUAAUAGAUCUGCCUGGGGUGAUAAGGGUGAUAGAUCUAAUUAUGGUGGUAAUAGCACCUGGGGCGGUCACUAG
Henningerozyma blattae CBS 6284 is the source of this 3207-nucleotide messenger RNA. It is a transcript of the gene SPT5, whose product is annotated as transcription elongation factor SPT5. Gene Ontology annotation, biological process: regulation of transcription by RNA polymerase II; regulation of DNA-templated transcription elongation; transcription elongation-coupled chromatin remodeling. NCBI's taxonomy places the organism in Eukaryota, Fungi, Ascomycota, Saccharomycetes, Saccharomycetales, Saccharomycetaceae. Gene Ontology annotation, molecular function: mRNA binding; protein binding. The transcript has a single exon. Bases 1 to 3207 code for a protein of 1068 amino acids. Gene Ontology annotation, cellular component: DSIF complex. The record is from RefSeq and is a predicted model, not a curated record.